AUGGUUAGGAACCAUCCAGAGAGCUUAAAUAUGAAAAAGUCGGCUGGUCCCGACGGCAUUCAGCCGGCCAUUAUGAAACCAUUGGCGGGCAUCUUAGCUCGACCAAUGCGUCAGCUAUUUAGGCUAAGCUUAGGAAAAGGCAUCCUACCACGGGACUGGAAAACAGCCACCGUGGUAGCCAUAAAUAAAGGAGGGUCCAGGUCAGAAGUAAGCAACUACAGGCAGGAGGAUCCGCAGAAACGGCAAACUCCCCUGGUGGUCCAGCAGGGUAGCAAAGGCAUAGCCCCAAAAGCGUCAAGCUGGGAGGCAGUACCUGAAGAUCCGAAGUCACCAAAGAUUAAGAAUUACAGGCUAGCUAAGCUCAAACACAAGGGAAUAUGCGGGAAGAUACAUAACUGGAUCAGGGAAUUCUUGACCGGUGGCACGUUUAACGUGGGUAUUGGAGACAAAGUAUCAGCUAAAGCCAUACCCACUAGUGGAGUACCACAUGGCUCAGUGCUUGGUCCCUUACUGUUUCUCAUUUGUAUAGACGACUUGGCUGCCAUCCGACGUUCGUCAUGCUACAUCUUUGCAGAUGAUGUCAAGAUAGUGGUAUCAGCCAGUCGGCAGCAAUUGCAGGAUGAGCUGCGUAGAGCAAAGGAAUUCGGUUGGUUUGGACCUGACGAAGGCUUGGGGUCCUCACCCACAAUGGACAAUUUGGCUCCGACCAUGGUUGUUGGGCAUGGCUGUUUCCACCGUUUUGACUUCAUGCGUCCGCGUUCCGGACCAGGUUGA
This is a messenger RNA of Echinostoma caproni, 774 nucleotides long. The record is from the annotation of a GenBank genome assembly. NCBI's taxonomy places the organism in Eukaryota, Metazoa, Platyhelminthes, Trematoda, Plagiorchiida, Echinostomatidae.